Molecule: messenger RNA, 2663 nt
Organism: Sinocyclocheilus anshuiensis
Lineage: Eukaryota; Metazoa; Chordata; Actinopteri; Cypriniformes; Cyprinidae
Product: chloride transport protein 6-like
Exons: 21
Coding region: 26-2272 (748 amino acids)
Biological process (GO): chloride transport; transmembrane transport
Cellular component (GO): lysosomal membrane; intracellular membrane-bounded organelle
Molecular function (GO): voltage-gated chloride channel activity
Source: RefSeq, a predicted model, not a curated record
CAUGUGAUCAGGCGUGUUGCUGAAGAUGAUGGCGUGCUGUGGAGGCUGUUUGUGUUGUCAGUGCUGCUGCAAUGAAGGCGAAACCAGAACACCAGAGGAGCUGACAAUACUGGGUGAAACCAGAGAAGAUGAGGAUGAAAUAUUGCCGAGAAAAGACUAUGAGAGUUUGGAUUAUGACCGAUGCAUUAAUGAGCCACUCCUGGAGGUGUUGGAGGGGUUGGAUAAAAAGAAAGCUAGAAGGUAUGAAGCGAUAAAGUGGAUUUUGGUUUUUGCGAUCGGAGUGUCAACAGGACUGACUGGCCUGUUUGUUGAUUUCUUCGUGCGGCUCUUCACUCAGCUGAAGUUCAGCUUGGUUGGACAAUCUGUGGAGGAAUGCAGUGAGAAUGGCUGUCUAGCUCUCUCCUUACUGGAGCUGCUGGCUCUCAAUAUGGUGUUCGUAUUCAUCUCCAGCGUUUUGGUGCUCAUUGAGCCUGUUGCAGCUGGGUCUGGUAUCUCAGAAAUUAAAAGUUACCUGAACGGAGUAAAGAUUCCCGGGAUUGUGCGGCUGCGAACCUUCAUAUGUAAGGUCACAGGAGUCCUGUUCGCUGUUGCAGGAGGAUUGUUUGUGGGUAAAGAGGGACCAAUGAUUCACAGUGGAGCGAUAGUAGGAGCAGGACUUCCUCAGUUUCAGAGCAUCACCUUCAAGAAGAUUCGCUUUCACUUUCCCUAUUUCCGCAGUGACAGGGACAAGAGGGAUUUCGUGUCAGCGGGUGCAGCGGCUGGAGUUGCGGCUGCCUUUGGGGCACCUAUAGGGGGCACCCUCUUCAGUCUGGAGGAGGGGUCGUCCUUCUGGAACCAGGCCCUCACAUGGAAAGUGUUGUUCUGCUCCAUGUCUGCCACUUUUACACUCAACUUCUUUCGUUCUGGGAUCAACUUCAAUAAAUGGGGAUCAUUCCAGCUGCCUGGCCUGCUCAACUUUGGGGAGUUUAAGUGUGUAGACGGAGAUAAGAUGUGUCAUUUGUGGACGGCAGUAGAUUUGGCGUUUUUUGUGUUGAUGGGGGUGGCAGGAGGUUUGCUCGGCGCUCUCUUCAACUGCAUCAACAAACGCCUCGCAAAGUACCGCAUGAGAAACGUUCACCCCAAAGCAAGAUUCAUCAGGCUGCUGGAGAGUCUGCUGGUGUGUAUGGUGACCACACUCGUGAUCUUCGUGGCGUCAGUGACUCUGGGGGAGUGUCGAGAUUUAGUCUCCACCAAUAACAACACAUCAACACAGGGGUCUGUAAAUGAGGAGGUGAACUCAACCAUACGACGCUUCUUCUGCUACAACAACACAUAUAAUGACAUGGCAACCCUGUUCUUCAACCCUCAAGAGGUGGCAAUCCACCAGCUCUUCCACCAGAACGCUACCUUCAGUCCCGUCACGCUCUUGCUGUUCUUUGUGCUGUAUUUUUUUAUGAGCUGUUGGACAUACGGUGUGUCCGUCCCCAGUGGUCUGUUUGUCCCGUCUCUUCUCUGUGGAGCUUCACUUGGGCGCCUAGUGGCCAAUGUCCUCAAGAUUAACUUCCACAUGCAAAUAUAUUCGGGGACCUUUGCCUUGAUUGGAGCAGCUGCCUUUCUAGGAGGUGUGGUCAGAAUGACCAUCAGCCUGACAGUCAUCUUAAUUGAAUCCACCAAUGAGAUCACAUACGGACUUCCCAUUAUGAUAACACUGAUGGUGGCCAAGUGGACAGGAGAUUUCUUUAAUAAGGGAAUAUAUGAUAUUCAUAUUCACCUGAAGGGAGUCCCACUGCUGGAGUGGGAAACAGAGGUCGAGAUGGACAAACACGUGCCGUACCCAAACCUGUACCCGGACCAGUCUCCCAGUGAGGAGUGGACCCUGGAGGAGAGGUUCCGGCCGCUCACCUUUCACGGGCUCAUCCUGCGCUCGCAGCUUGUCAACCUGCUGAUCUGUGGCGUCUGCUACGCUGAAAACCAGUCGAGCGCCUCACAGCCACGGCUCUCUCAUUCAGAGAUGACCGAGGAUUACCCACGAUUCCCUGACAUCCACGAUCUCGACCUGGCCCUUCUCAAUCCACGCAUGAUUGUGGACGUGACUCCUUACAUGAACCCCUGUCCAUAUACAGUCUCUCCAAAUACAUGUCUGUCCCAAGUAUUCAAUCUGUUCAGGACCAUGGGCCUUCGACACUUACCUGUGGUCAAUGCGGUGGGAGAGAUCGUGGGAAUAAUCACCAGACAUAAUCUUACCCAUGAGUUUUUAGUUGCUAAACUCCGACAGCAUUACAUCACAAUCUAAGACACCGUCUGUGCUCAAGCAGCCAAGCUUGAGUAAUGGCGUCCUCAAGGUGAGAAGAGCCUGAACCCCUGCUUCAGGUCGCACCCUAAAGCCAUUCCUAGUAUCUGUGUGGACUGCUAGAGUUCGAUACCUGACCCGUCCUGACACACACACGCCUCAUGCUAGCACUGAUGCAGGUGAGGUCCCGUUCAUCAGCGCCGCCUGUGCUUUAUCAACCUCACUGUAGCACUUUUCAUUUAGUCUCUGAGUUCUGAAUGUUUUAAUAGUGUUCACCAUUUCUGUGUAUUUCUGAACGUUUGCUUUUGUACAAAGACUGAUGUAAACCACUGACCACAGUCCCUGGCCGAAAGGGUAAAUGUCAUGAAAACUGUCAAGAGCAUGCCUGGGCCAU